Molecule: messenger RNA, 426 nt
Organism: Emys orbicularis (European pond turtle)
Lineage: Eukaryota; Metazoa; Chordata; Testudines; Emydidae
Product: galanin peptides-like
Exons: 6
Coding region: 1-426 (141 amino acids)
Biological process (GO): neuropeptide signaling pathway
Cellular component (GO): secretory granule; extracellular region
Molecular function (GO): galanin receptor binding; neuropeptide hormone activity
Source: RefSeq, a predicted model, not a curated record
AUGCAGAGGUGGACUAGUCUCCUGUUUCUAUCUUUGAUCUUUUGCGCCACCCUCUCAGAGACCUUUGGACUCGUUUUAUCAGCAAAAGAAAAGAGGGGCUGGACUUUGAAUAGUGCUGGUUACCUACUUGGGCCACGUCGUAUUGAUCAGCUUUUACUGAUAAAGGAAAUGCCCAUUGCAAGGGGGAGAGAAGAGGCACCUGGGGAUUAUGCAGUAGAUAAUCACAGAUCUUUUAUUGACAAACAUGGCCUAGCUGGUAAACGUGAGAUACAGCCUGAAGAGGAUAUAAAAAUAGGUAAUCUUGGGAGACCAGUGGUUGACGACAACGUUGUACGCACAGUAAUUGAAUUUUUGACUUACUUGCAUCUUAAAGAGGCUGGGGCACUAGAUAAUCUACUUUCAUCAGAAGAAACAAAUCAGUCCUGA